Sporothrix brasiliensis 5110 is the source of this 381-nucleotide messenger RNA. RefSeq names its product bud site selection protein 31. NCBI's taxonomy places the organism in Eukaryota, Fungi, Ascomycota, Sordariomycetes, Ophiostomatales, Ophiostomataceae. The transcript is spliced from 3 exons. Bases 1 to 381 code for a protein of 126 amino acids. Gene Ontology annotation, cellular component: nucleus; spliceosomal complex. Gene Ontology annotation, biological process: mRNA splicing, via spliceosome. The record is from RefSeq and is a predicted model, not a curated record.
AUGCCCGCGAUUCGACAUGCUUCGAAGCGCAAGCCGCCACCAGAUGGCUUCGACGACAUCGAGGACGACUUGCUGAUCUUUGCCAACAAGAUGAAGGACGCACAGUCCACCCCGACCGAUGGCCUGCCAAAGCACCAGGCGCAGUGGCCUAUUUUCCAGAUUUCGCACCAGCGCAGCCGCUACGUCUACGAGCUGUACUACGAGAAGGAGGCCAUCAGCAAGCAGCUGUACGACUGGUUGUUGAAGAACGGCUACGCCGAUGCCAUGUUGAUUGCCAAGUGGAAGAAGCAGGGUUACGAGAAGCUCUGCUGCCUUCGUGCGUCAGUUGCGGCUGCCGAGGAUGCUCUUCAAGUGACUAAGGGGCAGGAAGAAGAGGAUUGA